Messenger RNA from Capsicum annuum, 1797 nucleotides. RefSeq names its product DExH-box ATP-dependent RNA helicase DExH17-like. Lineage: Eukaryota; Viridiplantae; Streptophyta; Magnoliopsida; Solanales; Solanaceae. Bases 1 to 1797 code for a protein of 598 amino acids. The record is from RefSeq and is a predicted model, not a curated record. The transcript has 14 exons.
AUGGUUAAAUCAUCUCUUUGUGCUGAGGUGAAUGAGAAACAUGUUUUGGAUCUAAUACUUAUACAUAUUAAGGAUGAUGUGGGUCAACAAAAGGUUAUGGCUUUCAAGAAUGAGGGAGAUGGCAUCUUGAGGUAUCAAGGAAAGUUGUGUGUUCUUGGCGUUGAUGGGAUGCAAGAAAGGAUUUUAACUGAGGAUAAUAAGUCCAAAUAUACAACUUAUCUAGAGUUGACAAAAAUGCACAAUGACUUGAAGGAUAUCUACCGGCCUCAGUUAAGUGUCAAGUCAACCCUUAAUAUAUUGAUGAUACUGUUUGAUUUUCUUUUCCAGCGCCUACAGAACUAUAUCCUCAUGCAACAUUCUAGAGGAAAAUCUGCUCUAGUUUUUUGUUCAACCAGAAAAGGAGCACAAGAGGCAGCACAACAGCUCUCUCAGACAGCUAUGACCUAUGGUCAAUCAAAUCCUUUUAUCAAAAACAGAGAGCAACAGGAAAGGUUGAGGGAAGCUUCACUAUCAUGCAGUGACAAACAAAUGCAGUCUUAUAUUCUUUAUGGUGUUGGUUAUCACAAUGGUGGUCUUUCUAUGAAUGACCGCAACCUCAUUGAAGGCCUAUUUCUGAAUGGUGACGUUCAAGUGCUGUGCACUACAAAUACUCUUGCCCAUGGAAUUAAUCUACCAGCACAUACUGUUGUGAUUAAAUCAACUCAGUACUUCAAUAAGGAAAAAGGGAUCUACAUGGAAUAUGACAGAUCAACUGUCCUGCAGAUGUCAGGAAGAGCAGGCCGACCACCGUUUGAUGACACAGGAGUGGUCAUAAUCAUGACCAGAAAAGAAACUGUUCACUUGUACGAGAAUUUAUUAAGUGGAUGCGAAUUGGUGGAAUCACAAUUGCUUCCAUGUGUUACAGAGCACCUAACAGCAGAGAUUGUUCAACUGACUGUGUCAGAUAUAACAGGAGCAAUUGAAUGGAUGAAAUGCUCAUAUUUGUAUGUAAGAAUGAAAAAGAAUCCAGAGAAAUAUGGAGUAAGGAAAGGGCUAAUUGGCAACCGUUUAGAGAGGCAUAUGCAAGAUAUUUGUGUUCAGAAUGUAAAUGAGUUGUCAAGGUAUCAAUUGAUUUGGACCGAUGAAGAUGGUUUCCUCUUAAAGCCUCUUGAACCUGGAAAGUUGAUGACGAAAUACUAUCUGAAAUUUGACACGAUGAAGCACAUCAUGCAAGCCCCUGGAAACUGUAGCAUAGAGGAUGCACUUCAAAUUGUUUGCCGUGCUGAGGAACUUGGAUGGAUACAACUGAGGCGCAAUGAGAAGAAGCUCCUGAAUGACAUCAACAUUGACAAAGACAAUCGGCUUCGCUUUCACAUCCUUGGAGACAAAGCGAAAAGAAAAAUGCGGGUCCAAACCAGAGAAGAGAAGAUAUUUGUUUUGGCAAAUGACUGCCUGACAGGGGACCCUUUCAUCCAUGAUUUAUCCCUUAGCCAGGAUAUGAACGCUGUAUGUGCAAAUGGAUAUAGAAUUGUGAAGUGCAUGAAAGAGUAUUUCCUAUACAGGAAGAACUAUCGAGGAGCUUUGAGUUCAGCACUUCUAACCAAAUCUUUGUAUCAGAAGGUCUGGGAUGACAGUCCAUACUUGCUGAAACAAUUACCUGGUAUUGGAAUGGUGACAGCAAAGGCAGUGCAUUCAAUGGGAGUAAAAUCAUUUUCCUCACUCUCCGAUGCAGAUCCAAGGAAAAUAGAGAUGGUCACUGGCAGAAAAAAUCCUUUUGGGAAUCAUAUAAAAGAGUCAAUAAAUAUUUUAGUUGAAUAA